Molecule: messenger RNA, 105 nt
Organism: Colletotrichum truncatum
Lineage: Eukaryota; Fungi; Ascomycota; Sordariomycetes; Glomerellales; Glomerellaceae
Source: RefSeq, a predicted model, not a curated record
AUGGAGCGAGCUUCCAAAGACCUUCCAAGACGCCGUCAUGGUAUCUCGAAGUCUGGGCGUUCAAUACCUCUGGAUAGACUCUUUAUGCAUUAUUCAAGGAGAUGA